Cadophora gregata is the source of this 1455-nucleotide messenger RNA. RefSeq lists its product as uncharacterized. Gene Ontology annotation, cellular component: endoplasmic reticulum. The record is from RefSeq and is a predicted model, not a curated record. NCBI's taxonomy places the organism in Eukaryota, Fungi, Ascomycota, Leotiomycetes, Helotiales, Ploettnerulaceae. The transcript is spliced from 2 exons. Bases 129 to 1265 code for a protein of 378 amino acids. Gene Ontology annotation, biological process: regulation of lipid storage.
CAAGAAUUACAAUGAAUGUAUCAAGCUUUCAAAAUGUCAUACUAACACGAAUUAUCAGAGGCUCUUCAAUCAGAUAAUGAGUAUCUCUCUCCACUAAGCUUCUCCCUCAUCUCGAAUCUAAUAAAGGAAUGAUCCUGCGAAUCCCAAAAUUGCCGAAACUCGGCAAAGUUGGGAUCGUCUUCGCAUGUUCACUUGCGACGACACUCGCUCUUUACAGCAUCUUGAGAGUACGUUCACCACGCAAGAAAAUCAUCAAAAGUCCACGGCAAUGGCAGAUGCGCAGUCUUUCCAAGGAGGAGCGAGAUGAGCUACCGUAUCCGCCAGAUGUGCUGCCCGGUGGGAGAGAUGUGACAAGUCCUUACGGCACAACAAGAGUCUACGAGUGGGGUCCCGAAGACGGGCGAAAGGUACUCUUUGUCCACGGCAUCAGCACACCAUGCAUAGCACUGAGUAACAUUGCCCACAGCCUCGUAGCCAAAGGGUGCCGAGUCCUGCUAUUCGACCUCUUCGGUCGUGGAUACAGUGAUAGCGUUGACCUGCCCCACGAUACACGUCUGUACAGCACGCAGAUCUUGCUCGCUGUCACUUCAUCCCCUAUUCCGUGGAUGCCAGGAGGGUUUAGUGUCAUUGGGUACUCGCUUGGUGGGGGAAUAGCUGCCGAGUUUGCAGUUGCGUUCCCGGAGAUGGUGAAGGGUGUUGUGCUGCUUGCUCCUGGGGGAUUGUUUCGAUCAGAGCAUUUUGGGUGGCAAACUCGGCUUAUGUAUUCUGGCUUUCUGCCUGAUAGAUUUGUAGAAUGGAUCGUGAGAGGGAGGCUUGGAGGACGGCCGGCCGAAAGACCCGUUAUGAAGAUAGGAAGUGAAGAGGAACCAUCGCUCGGUGAUGAAGCGAAGGGGAACCGAGACCCUAAUUUUGAUAACGCUGUUGUUAUGGAAAGUAGGCCAAAUGUCACAGUUGCGGACGUAGUGAGUUGGCAGUUAGAGGAGCACACGGGCUUUGUAAAGAGCUUCGUGAGUAGUAUGAUGUGGGGUCCUAUUGAAGGGCCGAGACCUUGGUGGAGGGUUCUGGGGGAGAAGGAUGAGAAAUUAUUGGCUAUUGCGGGGGAGAGAGAUGCGAUCGUGCUGGUGGAGGAGUUGAGGAUUGAUAUUGAGAUUGCAGUUGGAGUCGGGAGAGUCGACUACAGGGUUUUAGAGGGACAGGGCCAUGAGUUUCCGAUUGCGGCGUCAGAGAAGGUUGUCAAAGAGGUGGCUGAAUUCUGGGGCAUAUAGAUAUAGAGGGUUUGUGCUUGGUAAGAUUUUCAAUGCACUGUUUGGCGCCCUUUUGUUUGUACCCUUUUCAUGAUUUUUUCUUGGUCUGAUUUUAGCAUAAGGUUGCAAGAUUUUAUCGUCAAUGUUGAUAUUUCUAUGUGUUUUGGUUACAUACUUACAGAACCCUAGAUCUGUUUCAUAUGAGUGUCAU